AUGCCACCCCGGAGCAGUCUCAAGAAGCUGUUUGAGCAACGGCGUGCGGCAACCGAGUCGAGAAGAGGCGCUGUUUCGCAAAGCGGCACGAAGCGCACAUGCCCAGAGCCUGCGGCAUCUAUACAAUCGCUGUUGCUGGACGGUAUCGAUAUUCAUUCCGAGUGGAAGAGGCUGCUGCAAGAAGAGUUUGCGCAGCGGCAACAGCGAGACAUUCGGGCGUGUGUCGCCGCUUUGCGGCAGUUGGGCCGGCGAACGACGGAUGGACACCGGUUGUUGCAUCAACUGCGUACAGCACCGACGUCUUCUAGUCCAGCUGCCAAGGCGAUUAUUGAUGAGUUUUUGGCUUGUCGUGCAACGGCAGAGGGAGCGUCUGAAGAAGUCAGAACGGUGGUUGAUCGCUUCGACCACAUAUCGAACGAGAUCAGCUGUCCGCAUGGCUGCGAGGGGCCAACCAGGUACGGAUAUCGCGUCGGUGACUUGAACAAGUAUGCCAUCAUGGAGCGUCAUGACCAACUUACUGCGGUGCUGUCAUAUUGCCCAAAGUGUCAUUUUAUCUUCGAUGCGAACCUGUGA
Messenger RNA from Symbiodinium sp. CCMP2456, 573 nucleotides. Lineage: Eukaryota; Dinophyceae; Suessiales; Symbiodiniaceae. The record is from the annotation of a GenBank genome assembly.